Messenger RNA from Pseudogymnoascus verrucosus, 2124 nucleotides. RefSeq lists its product as uncharacterized. Bases 689 to 1906 code for a protein of 405 amino acids. Lineage: Eukaryota; Fungi; Ascomycota; Leotiomycetes; Thelebolales; Thelebolaceae. The record is from RefSeq and is a predicted model, not a curated record. The transcript has 6 exons.
GCCGCCGUGGGCCGUCCUAGCAAGUCAACCUCAGUUGCCCGCGCAUACCCUGCAAAUUAUAGUGGUGGCGUGAAUAGAGGUGGAUAGAGGUGGAUAUGAGUAGGGAUGUUGUUUGGUAGCCGAGUCAGUCUGUAUGGCGAGUUUAUCCCCAUGACAGGCUAGGAGAGCGAACCCCAACCAAUUUCAACCCUCGUCAAGGGGUUGCGGAGUGGAUGCCGGAGGCGUGGCAGAGGUGGGGGUAAGAGGGCAGUUGCUUGCCAUGUUUUUGUGACACUCCGUCGGGUGUGUACUCGAAUGGAGAAAGGGAGAAAACAGCAGGAAAGAGAAGAAACCUUGGCGAUCAAACCGCGCCUGCCUCACAAGAGGCGCCUAGCUUUUGUGACGGAGACCAAAGAAAUUGCACUAUCCAUCAUAAUUGGCGGGUUCCCAAAGAGAACCCCGGUCUAUAAUUCGAUGAUGGUAUACCCAGGGAUUUGGCCUUGACUUCUGAUGCUUUUUUGAGAUGUGGGGUGCCAUGGCUUUGGUGCCCGUUAGUGACAGAAUAGGGUUCGAGGUGGAGAAGACGAGUGAUGGAUGGAUGAUGGACAUAUAUCUCCACGGGGCCCUCAUGAUUUUCCAUCAUAAGGAGUCCAGUCCUUGGCCCAAAUUCUUCACUUCAUUCUUGUCGCGAACUUGAUAUUAGUCCGCAAUGGCGAGCAACGCUGCACCGGAAGGCUUGAUGCCCGCUCCUCUGGGAGUGAUUCCGGAUUUUGAUGUCAAUCACUACAACAGCACUCAAAUCCAGUUCAUUUUAGCAUACAGCAUUACCUUGUUCUUCGCAGUUAUCACACUUCUGCUUCGCCUCUACACACGAAUCUUCCUUAUCCAAGGAUUUGGUCUUGACGAUGUUUUUAUCAUCCUUGCCAUGAUUUCGUCUGUGGCUUUCUUCAUUGUUUGUGUGGAGAUUAUGAAGUUUGGGUUCGGUCGCCAUCUCUGGGAAGUCACCGGGCUCCAAAUGGCCAACUACCUCGACAAUCUCAUUGCUAUGGUCACGACCUACAUUUGGGCCCCUGCACUCACAAAGAUCUCCUUCCUCAUUCUGCUCCAUAGAUUAAACCCGAUCCCAUGGUUCCGGGUCUCCCUUUACGUUCUGGGGAUGAUUAUCCUCAUCUACACUCUCACCAUCAACCUUGUCAUCGCCUACCCUUGCUCUCCUCUCAAGCCAAACACCGGUGACUGCCUCAACCACUGUGGCCUAUGGCAAGCCAUUCUCAACAUCGUCACCGACUUCCUCAGCAUCCUACUUCCCAUCCGCAUGGUUCUCACACUCAAGCUGCCAACCACCCAGAAGGCAAUCCUUGCUGGCAUUUUCUCCACAAGUAUCUUUGUGAUGGUUAUCUGUGUCGUCCGUAUCACCUACAUCAUGUCCCUUGCGAACAACCCCGACGUCACCUACUCCCAAGGGCGCGCCGCAGUCUGGUCCUGCGUCGAACUCAACGUCGGCAUCGUAUGCGCGUCCGUCAUCGUCCUCAAGCCAUUUAUGCGCCACCACUUCCCCGGCGUCUUCUCGACCUACGUCAUGUCCGUUGACAACAGCGAUGCCACACCCAUCAAGAGCUUCCCCCGCGGAUUCUCCGAGUCGAAGAAAGCGAACCCGAGUGAAUACCAACACCCGAACACCUUCCAGAUGGCGAGAGUCAAGGGCGGUAGCGGCACCAACGACGAUGGCAGCGGGCUGGGCCACGGACGGUCGUCGCGGAAGGGCUCGAUGAGCACGAAAAGCGAUGAGACGCCGAUGAAUGGGAUUACCGUCACAAAGACGGUGCGGAUGAACUCGAGGACGAGGAAGGAGUCGAGGGCGAACUUUUUAGACACGGAAAGCACUGAAGAGAUCAAUGGUCCGGGUCCCAAUUACACGCCUGCGUAAAUACGGCGGGGGCUGAGAGGACGGUUGUUUUGAUUGUGUUUUACUGAGACAUACAUGGCUAUGGCGUACUGGGAGGGAAAUGGGCUGGGUUUUAAUAGCGACUACUGGCGUUGCUAAGAUUCCCGUGCCUCUGGAGGAAAUAUCGGAAAUAUACAUAUAUACAUCAUUGGUUGGUUACAUAGACUUGCCAAACGCUCCGGUGAGCAGGCUCAAGGGGG